CCGCCCCCUUCCUCCCCCCCGCCCCCCCACCACACCGACCAAUGGCGCCGCGCGGCAACCGCAGCAGCAAGAAGCCGCCGCCGCCGCCGCGGGGCAAGGGCAAGGGCAAGCGCCCCUCGUCCGCCGCCGCCGGAGACGACCCCUUCUUCGAGGCGGAGCCCAAGCGCCGCCGCGCCCGCGCGGACGAGGACAUCGAGAGCGGGGACAGCGACGACGACGCCCUCGCGCUGGGCGGCGCCGUCGUGGGCGAGGAUGGGGAGGAGGAGGAGGAGGAGGAGGACCGGGAGACGGCCGGGGAGAAGCGGAUGCGGAUGACCAAGGAGUACCUGGAGAGGAUCGCCGACGCCGUGAAGAGGAACAAGGAGGAAGAGGGGGACGACGACGAAGAUGACGACGACGAGGAUGAUGGUUUGCCCGGCGGGAGGCGGGUCGCCAAGCUCCUCCGGAAGAAGCAGCUCGUGGAGAGCGGCAGGCAGCGCCUGAGCCUCGCCGCGAGGGUGUUACCGCCGGGACAGCAGGAUGGAUUCAAAUUUAUAGCCAAGCACCGGCAACCAGUGACAGCCGUUGCUCUGUCGAAGGACAGUGACAAGGGGUUUUCGGCGUCCAAAGAUGGAGUUAUCCUCCAUUGGGAUGUUGAGACCGGGAAAAGCGACAAGUAUUUGUGGCCAACUGAAAAGGUGUUGGUCUCGCACCAUGCUAAGGCUCCUCUGUCUAAAAAGAGAAGCCAGCAUGUCCUUGCGCUGGCUGUUAGUUCUGAUGGGCGAUACUUGGCUACUGGUGGCUUUGAUAGGCAUAUCCAUUUGUGGGAUGUUCGAUCACGGGAGCACAUACAGGCAUUCAGUGGACAUAGAGGGGCAGUAUCCUGUCUUGCUUUUGGCCUGGACUCUUCAGAGCUAUUCUCUGGUUCUUAUGAUCGUUCAAUAAUGCAGUGGAAUGCUGAAGAUAGAACAUACAUGCACUGCCUAUAUGGUCAUCAAGGUGAAAUAUUGACAACUGAUGCACUCAGCAAAGAUAGACUUCUGACUGUAGCACGGGAUAGGACAAUGCAUCUUUGGAAGAUACCGGAGGAGUCACAGUUAGUCUUUCGUGCGCCUGCUGUGUCUUUAGAGUGCUGCUGCUUUAUCGAUGACAAGGAAUAUUUGUCUGGAUCAGAUGACGGAAGCCUCGAGCUUUGGAGUGUUAUGCGAAAGAAACCUACUCACAUAAUAAAAAAUGCACAUCCAGCAUUAACUCCUAGUUCACUUGACAGUGCUGAUGAAAAGUUGCCCAAAGAAAAUGGAAUUUGUAAGCCUGAAAGCCUUUCGUCAGCUCAUUCAUGGAUUAGUGCUGUUGCUGCAAGAAAAGGUUCUGAUCUGGCUGCGUCUGGAGCAGCAAAUGGUGUUGUUCGCCUUUGGACAAUUCAACCUGAUUCAAAAGGGAUGCAGCCAUUGUUCGACUUGCCACUGGAUGGCUUUGUCAAUUCUCUUGCAAUAGCAAAAUCGGGACGCUUCAUUGUUGCUGGUGUUGGCCGAGAACCUCGUCUUGGAAAAUGGGGUCGUGUCGCAACAGCAAAGAAUGGGGUUGCAAUUCAUCGGCUCAGUCUACAAGAUGACUCUGAAGAUUUGUAAGCUGAAAGAUACAGGAAGGUCGAACCACAAGCUUCACGCAUGCUAUAGUUCUAUGACGCACCAGCUUUACCGUUCCAUUGAGCAAAGCAAUUUCUGUGUGCAAGCACGGAUGGAGAGGCAUUGGAAUGGUUGGAUGUAGAAUUCGUAAUUUCUGGGGAAUGUGAUGUCCAAUUUUCUUCUCUGUUUCCGUUGUAGACGGCAGGUGCAGGUUUGAAGCCCUAUUCUUUUGCGCCCUGCCCGAAAUGAUUGUCACGGGAAAUCGUCGAGGUAGUUUUAAGCAGGGAAACAAUUUUUUUGUGGUUUUGGCUUUGGCAGGAGACGUUCUCUGUAAUAGCAAAUUUUGAUGGCUGGUAGCGAUCUUUUGUGAAACUGAAA
Messenger RNA from Hordeum vulgare subsp. vulgare (domesticated barley), 1982 nucleotides. RefSeq names its product U3 snoRNP-associated protein-like YAOH. The transcript is spliced from 8 exons. Gene Ontology annotation, molecular function: protein binding; snoRNA binding. Bases 42 to 1607 code for a protein of 521 amino acids. The record is from RefSeq and is a predicted model, not a curated record. NCBI's taxonomy places the organism in Eukaryota, Viridiplantae, Streptophyta, Magnoliopsida, Poales, Poaceae. Gene Ontology annotation, cellular component: small-subunit processome.